This is a messenger RNA of Populus euphratica (Euphrates poplar), 877 nucleotides long. Its product is annotated as transcription repressor OFP6-like. The transcript has a single exon. Bases 147 to 683 code for a protein of 178 amino acids. Gene Ontology annotation, biological process: negative regulation of DNA-templated transcription. The record is from RefSeq and is a predicted model, not a curated record. NCBI's taxonomy places the organism in Eukaryota, Viridiplantae, Streptophyta, Magnoliopsida, Malpighiales, Salicaceae.
UCCCCUCCCUCCCUCCCUCCUCUCUAGAGUCCCCAAAUGCUUUAGAGUUUUAAUCUUGAAAAGGAGUCUCACCAUUAACACCUCCUAGCUAGAUCCAGGCCAACUAGUACACUAAACCUUGCAAAUUAAGCACAAAAACUCUUUCAAUGUCUUCAAAGAAGAAAAAUCUCCUUCAAUCCAUACUCACACCCAAUGUAGGCAGUGGCUGUGGCUGUGGCAGGCCAAAACUCUCUGAUGUAUACGAGCCAGCACCGAAACCUAAACCCAAAACCUCAAUUUCCCAAAAAGAUCCGAACCCCAAUUGUUCCUCUACAAGCUCAUGUAAUAAAAGUGUAGGCUUCUCAUUACCGGACAAUGAAGAAGAAGACUCUACUUCCACUGCUUUCACUUUGAAAAAAGACAACAACACGUCAUCAACCCAAAACUCCGAAUCCGAAACCUAUCCAAAAGCAUCCAAAAUCAUUGACAGCAUUGCUGUGGUGAAGGAUUCUGAUGACCCCUUUCAAGAUUUCAAGAAUUCUAUGUCGCAAAUGAUCUUGGAGAAAAACAUCUACUCCAAAGAUGAUCUUGAAGAGCUUCUUAACUGCUUCUUGGAGCUGAAUUCUCCUUGCCAACAUGAUGUUAUCGUUCAAGCUUUCACUGAGAUCUGGAAAGAGAUCAGACGUGUGUCACAUGAAUCCUAGCUGUGCAUGGAACUUGUAUGUUGGAUAGUUUUGAUGUUUGUUUACAAUACUUUGGCAGUGAGAUUUUAUUUUGGAAAAAAUAUUUAUGUUCUUGACGGUAACAUUUUACUUAAUUUUUCCUUACUUUUAUUGUUGUGAUUAUAAAUGUACUUACUGAAUAGAAAAACAGUAAUGAUAUAUAAUACAGAACAAUA